AUGGCGGAACAACCAAUAGAUAAAUCUCUUCGGAAAAUCAGAUUCAUAUUCAGAUACGCUGGCAUGAAUCUCGAGGAACGCCCGAGAACUUGGUGCCAGAGCUUCAUUUAUGUGGUAAACUUUCUGUGGAUAGCCACGGAUAUAAUCGGCGAAAUCAACUGGAUAUUUGAAGGAGUGAGCAAAGGGACAAGCUUCGUCGAACUGACCCAUGUAGCCCCUUGUCUCAGUUUGGGAACGAUGUCAGAGUUCAAAACUGCGUUUGUGGUCGCCCACGAGAAGAGCCUUUUUCGCCUCAUAGGCAACGUUAGAGAGAUGGAAAGAAAGAGGCUGGUGGGUCCAAUCGCGCAUAAACUUGUGAAGGAAGAGUCCAAGUUCCUGUACAACCUGGUGUUUGCGAUGAAGAUGGUCAAUUGGGUCCUAGUGGUUGUGUUCGACUUCGGCCCUUUGGUCUGGAUCGUAGUGAAGUAUUUUAUUUACGGGGAACUGGAGCUCCUUCUGCCUAUUAUUGACAUAUACCCAUUUGACUGCUACGACUUGAGGAUCUGGCCGUUUGCCUACAUUCAUCAGAUCUGGACUGCAUGGGUAGUGGUAACAGAGAUCCUUGGGGUAGACUGCCUUUUCUACAUCUGUUGUACGCACGUCAUGAUCCAGUUUAAGAUCUUGAGUCAUGAGGUUACUAACGUCAUAGCAGAGAGCAGGAGCGCAAAGCGGAUAGAAGUCACACAGCUUCGGGAAAAGUUUAAUGAGCUGGUUAAAUGGCAUCAGGAUAUAAUUAACUCUGCAGGCUUGCUCGAAGAUAUUUACUCAAAGUCGACCCUGGUCAAUUUCCUCACCAGCUCUCUUAUCAUUUGCUUAACUGGAUUCAACAUGACGGCAUUAGACAACGUGAGGAUGACGGUAGCCUUUGCCUUCUUCGUCGUGGCCAUGCUGCAGAUUUACUUCCUCUGCUUCUUUGGAAACAUGCUCAUGGAUGCCAGUACGGACGUGAGCACCGCAGUGUACAACAGCAGAUGGUAUCUCUCGGAUGCUGCCUUCGGGAAGUCUGCCCUCAUCAUGCAGAUCAGGGCGCAAAAGCCAUGCAUAGUGACCGCUGCUGGUUUUGCCGAAGUCAACUUGAGAGCUUUUAUGAAGAUUAUUAGCACGUCGUGGUCCUACUUCGCGCUCUUGAGAACAGUAUAUCAGGACAUCUAAGCGUUAAAUAUGUUGAACUCAUGUUGAGCACUGCUGUCAUACUUUGCACUUCUCCAAACUAUCUACAGUAGGCUCUUUUAACUUAAAUAAGUA
Messenger RNA from Ostrinia nubilalis (European corn borer), 1284 nucleotides. Its product is annotated as putative odorant receptor 92a. The record is from RefSeq and is a predicted model, not a curated record. Gene Ontology annotation, cellular component: plasma membrane. Gene Ontology annotation, biological process: detection of chemical stimulus involved in sensory perception of smell; sensory perception of smell. Bases 1 to 1191 code for a protein of 396 amino acids. Lineage: Eukaryota; Metazoa; Arthropoda; Insecta; Lepidoptera; Crambidae. Gene Ontology annotation, molecular function: odorant binding; olfactory receptor activity. The transcript is spliced from 8 exons.